Messenger RNA from Phyllopteryx taeniolatus (common seadragon), 1016 nucleotides. It is a transcript of the gene dpcd, whose product is annotated as deleted in primary ciliary dyskinesia homolog (mouse). The transcript is spliced from 7 exons. The record is from RefSeq and is a predicted model, not a curated record. Lineage: Eukaryota; Metazoa; Chordata; Actinopteri; Syngnathiformes; Syngnathidae. The coding region runs from base 243 to 959 and encodes 238 amino acids.
CGCAUUCCGACUAUAUGCUUUUUUGCAAUGUUUUCUACAUUUUUAAGUGUUUCAGUUUGUUCUUCGAAUGAUAUUUGCAUAGCGAUCGUGCCCUUUAGUUAAAAUAUUUGCUUUGUGUCAAAAGAUGGAUUAAGUACCUAUCAAAAAAUAUGCAGACGAAACGACAUAAUUUUUACGAUUAUUAUUGGAUUUUAAUACGGCCGGCAGCCCGGGACGCAUUUUGAUAAUGUCAUCUAGGAGACAUGCGCAAACCCUAUGAAACCAAACACAACUUUCUACAGGACAUUUAUAAAUUGAGUUACCGUGGUUACGGUUUGAUUCCGGAAGUUUCUCUGCACAACACAAACAUGGCUGUGCAAAGCUGGAUCGACAACCUAAAAUCGGCGAAGAAAACCUCUUUGAUUCACGAUGGGAAAAGGAAGAUCCACUACCUCUUUGCAGAUGGAAAAGAAAUGGCAGAAGAGUAUGACUUAAGAACAGAUGAACUUGUUGUACGAAAGUGGCGUCUCAAAAGCACACUUGGAGCGCAGGGUCAAUGGCAGGUUGAAGUUGGGGAGCCGCUUGUUGGUCCUGUCACCUCUUUGGAUGCUGAGAUGCUAAAAGAGAACUGCUCCAAUCCUGUGUUUACGCGAAAAGAUACAAAGAGCAGUUUUCAGUGGAGAAUCCGGAACCUUCCCCACCCCAAAGAUGUCUAUAAUGUUUCAGCCCAGCCACCUGAAAGAUGUAUUGUCAUAAAAACUUCAAACAAAAAGUAUUACAAGAAAUUUGGUAUUCCUGAUCUGGAUCGCAGUCAACUUCCACUGGACAACUCCGCUUUAAGCUUCACUCAUGCAAACAACACUUUGAUAGUCACUUACAAGAAACCCAAAGAGAUUUUAAAUCUUGAGCAGGAGCUGAUGAAGGAGCUGAAGAAGCUAAAGGGGACGAGUGAAGGGGACACUGACUGCAAAACUCAGUGAAUUCUGAAGGACAGAGAAAAUGGCAAAAACUGGUCAAAUGUGAGCUCAAUGUUUAAA